CCGUCAUUUUCUUACUUGCCCUCUGACAUUAAUCACCUUCUCUGGAGCUACAGUUGCUCUGUACUCAGAUUCAUCCCUGGCUGGCAAUGAAAAAUGAGCCUCUCCCCCACCCUUGCUGCCGCCUUUCACCUCACGCCCCCAGAGAAGAGUUUCUUCGUGUGGCAGCCGGUGAAGGUUUUUUUCCACGUCACAUGAUCCAGGAUGCAGGGGGAGAAUCCUUCUUGGAACAGAGAUGGGCCCAGAAGUGAAUCAGAUGAGGACAGAUAAAGUGUGCUGUGGGAAGACUAUAUAAGAAUGGACCCAGGGCUGCAGCAAGCACUCACCCGAGUGGCCCCUUCUCAAGACACAGCCAUGCAUGUACCAGCAGGCUCCGUUGCCAGCCACUUGGGAACCACAAGCCGUGGCUAUUUCUACUUCACCACCACCGCGCUGGCUCUGUGUCUCGUCUUUGCUGUGGCAACCAUUAUGAUGUUGGUAGUUCAGAAGACGGACUCCAUUCCCAACCCACCGGGAAAAUUCCCCCUUAAAGGAGGAAAUUGCUCAGAGGACAUCUCAUGUAUACUGGAAAAGGCUCCGUUCAAGAAGUCAUGGGCCUACCUGCAAGUGUCAAAGCAUAUAAACAAAUCCAAGUUGUCUUGGAACAAAGAUGGCAUUGUCCAUGGAGUCAGAUAUCAGGAUGGGAAUCUGGUAAUCCAGUUCCCAGGUUGGUAUGUCAUCAUUUGCCAACUGCAAUUUCUUGUGAAAUGCCCAGCACAUUCUGUUGACCUGAAGUUGGAGCUUCUCAUCAACAAAGACGUCAAAAAGCAGACACUGGUGACAGUGUGUGAGUCUGGAGCACAAACCAAAAACAUAUACCAAAAUCUCUCUCAAUUCUUGCUGGAGCACCUCCAGGUCAACACCACCAUAUCAGUCAAGGUGGAUAAAUUCCAGUAUGUGGAUACAAACACCUUUCCUCUUGAGAAUGUGUUGUCUAUCUUCUUAUAUAGUAGUUCAGACUGAACCAUUUCUUCUGGUCUUCAGGAAGAAAGCCACUCUCUACCAUACAGUACUUCAUCCAUCCAAACACUUGGGCAAAAAGAAAACUCUAGACCAAGACUAAAACCAUAAAGUAUACUAAAUAAUAUGCUUCUCCUUCUGUCUCUUGGGAAGAUACAGCUCCAGGGCUUAAAAAAAAAAAAAAAACCAGUUUUGAGUGAAGUAUCUUUCAAAUUGAAGGCAAGGAAGCAAGACAGUAUGGUGGGAAAAGCCCCACAUGGGUAUCAGAAGGGAUGAAUUUAUGCCCUGGCCCAACCACUAACUCACUCACUGUAUGAUCUGGAGCUAUUCCUUUCCCCUCCCUGGAACUCUGGAUCCAUGUCUGAAAAAUGAAGGGGCUGGAUUUGAAUCUCUCCAAAAUCUCUUCCAUCUCAAAAGUCCAGGAUGUCUCAUCCCAGACCUGUGAACUAAGAUUCCAGGCAGUGUUCUAGAAGCCCCCAACCAAAGGGAAGUCCUUCACCUCACACCAGUAUAAAUCUGAUGGUACGUACAUAGGAUCUGGCCGCAUGUCCCUCAACAGAGUCAGAAUUUGGGGGUGAGGUUCAGGGUCCCUUGACAAAUGAUGUGAACUGUGGGAUCUGAAAUGUGUAAAAGAAAGAACUGCCCAGCUGACCAUCCCAAAUCUAAAAGGCCUCCUGGUAUUUGGAAAGCCAUCUGACUGGCCUUGACUCUGUUCGGGUUAAGGUUGACAACACAUCAACAACAGACAGCUUUCGUUUCCUGUAGGGAAGGGCUGUGUGUUCAGCAGGCACUCCAUGAGCAUGCAGUGGUCAUGGUGAUGCAGCUAUUUGGUCAGGGACCAGCUGCUGCCAUUUCUCACAUGAUCUCUCUCUGUUCCCUGCUUAAAAUGCCUCUCAGGAAGCCAUUUCUGUGGAGGGCCAUUAAGGCGCCCAAAUAUUGAUAAUGAUGAUGACCCUGCACAUGGUGAGGACUUCUGAACAAUGGCAACCUCCUCUCCCGAUUGGGGUAACUGUGAGAUUUCUCUAGCUACACCAACCUACCUUUACAUCUGUCCAUCAUUUCCGAAGGAGCAGCUUAUCUGGUGAAAAGGACCACUGAGCUUGAAGUAUAAAGACCCAGAUUUUAUGCUUCAGAAGCAAAAGGGACCCUUCACUGCCAUGCAAAAGAAUGGAGCAAAAUUUGCAUUUUCUCAAAAAAGGUGGAAGGAAAAGAAAAAUGUAGGAAAUCAGGAAAGUUUGUCAGAGAAAGAUUAGAAAAAAUUUAAAAGAAGAAAAGAAAAAAAAAAAAAAGCCAGCAGUGUUGGUAUGGAUGAGAAGGACUUGGGAACACAAAAUAGCUAGGGGAAAAAUUGAAAUCAUUUGCUGAGCAGCGUGCUAUGUCAACCUCCUCCUAGGCCUCCUCUAUGAAAUAUUCAGUAAAGUCUACAUUUCUCCUAACGCUUUCUAUGACUAGAUUCUUUGGGAAGAGCGGGCAUUGGAAGAGGCGUUGAAUUCAGCAAGCCAAGUAUAUAAUAAACACAGACAGGUUUGAGGACCCAAAACUAGCAAGUAAGAGAGCACCUGGCAUUUGAGUUAUACCCAAACUCUGAAGGACAAAUGAACCUUGCUUAAGCCAACUCAUGCAUUCUUGAGAAGGUAUCUGCAAUCUAAGCUUGUGUACACUAAGCAAAUUUUCUACUGUCUCAUACUCAAAGUUGAGAAAGAUUCCAUCUCCCUGAGCAGAGACACCUGACUUUUACACUUGAGUGGUUCCUACUCUCAAUCUCUGUCAAGCAAUACUCUGAGAGCCAACAGCUGAAGACACAGGGAGCUCAGCAUUUGAAGGAGUCCUGUAGCAACACAAAAAAUUAAAAGAGAAUAAUCGUUAGAAACUCAACUGAAAAUAAUAGGUUGUAGAGAAGCUGGAAAGUUUAAAACCAGAUUCUGUUACUCCCUGAGGGUUAACCAGCGCCCCCCUCCCCGGGAAUGUGGUAGCAUCUAUGUAAGUAAAAUAAAUAAUUUUUCUAACUGGAAACUCAGGCUACUUGAAACAUAUGCCCCCUGAGGAAAAACCUGGAGCUCACACGCACACACACACACACACACACACACACACACCACAGUAAUACUUGUAGAAAGUGUAGAGAAGGGCAAUGUGUAAGUUGAUAAGAAACGAGUCAGUGUAGACUAAAUGUGUUCCUGCCCUUGGGGAAUUCAUAAGACAUUGUUUCUCCACAUUUAGUAACUUUUUCUCCACCACGUCUGUCUAUCACCCACUGCUGCCUCCUUAACCUACCCUCUUCCCCCUCAGAAUUCCCCAGUCACACAAAGGUUGGCUCAGAGGAGGUCCCUGCACCCCCAGGAGGGUGGAUAGAAACAGGCUCUAAAGGGAGGAAAGGCUGAAGGAAGUUGGGCAGAAUCUACCAAACAGGAGAGCCUUCUGGAAUCCCUGGCAUACCACUGAUUAUUUUGGCACUUACAUUAAGAGGCUUGAGAAGUCAGUCAGUGUCAUCUCUGGAAAGAUGCUGAUUGAUGAGCUAAGCCAGUGGUUGAUUGUAUGCCCAACAGCGGGCAGAGCCUUGGGAAGUCCUCACAUGUGGUUAGUAGCAGGGCUGGGAUUUGAGCUAGCAGUGGGGCCCAGCCUCCUGACUCCCCUCUCCACUAUUUCCCACCAGGCUCUACUGGUCUCAUCCUGUAGCCUUUCUGGAAUUCCUCGGGUCAUAUCUUUCCAGCCCUGCCCUGGGGUGGUCCCCAGCAUUCAGGGACUUCCUCUGUUCUUCUUUGCCCUGAAUCAGAUCCUCCAGGAUUAUCAUUCGAAUGUGAGGCACAGAUAGUGUCUAGAUUCAGUACACAGUCAAAUCACAGAAAAAGCCAGCGUCCCAUAUAUAAAAGUUCAAUCUCUCAGAAACUGAAGAAAUAAUUUAAAAAUUAAAAGCUUAUUGUUUUAAUCUGAAUUUAUACAUAUAUGUGUGUAUAUGUAUGUAUAUCUGUGUAUAUAUUUAUCUGUAUGUACA
Zalophus californianus (California sea lion) is the source of this 3988-nucleotide messenger RNA. It is a transcript of the gene TNFSF8, whose product is annotated as TNF superfamily member 8. Gene Ontology annotation, biological process: immune response; CD8-positive, alpha-beta T cell differentiation. Gene Ontology annotation, molecular function: tumor necrosis factor receptor binding. The coding region runs from base 295 to 999 and encodes 234 amino acids. The record is from RefSeq and is a predicted model, not a curated record. NCBI's taxonomy places the organism in Eukaryota, Metazoa, Chordata, Mammalia, Carnivora, Otariidae. Gene Ontology annotation, cellular component: membrane. The transcript has 4 exons.